Messenger RNA from Guyanagaster necrorhizus, 2474 nucleotides. Its product is annotated as Pkinase-domain-containing protein. Gene Ontology annotation, molecular function: ATP binding; protein serine/threonine kinase activity. The transcript has 2 exons. Gene Ontology annotation, cellular component: cytosol. Gene Ontology annotation, biological process: protein phosphorylation. The record is from RefSeq and is a predicted model, not a curated record. The coding region runs from base 48 to 2294 and encodes 748 amino acids. NCBI's taxonomy places the organism in Eukaryota, Fungi, Basidiomycota, Agaricomycetes, Agaricales, Physalacriaceae.
CGUACCUCUUCGAGUUUCCUUACUCCUCCUCCUCCUAGAGUGACACCAUGCCUUCGGGCUCAUUCAUGUCGCCGCCGUCGCCCCGUCAUGAAUCUCGCUUUCGUUUUGCUCGCAAGGCCUCGUCGACCUUCACUAGUCCUGCCGAUUCACCAGCAUCUACUCCUCCAAAGCACGGGCCCCUUCACGACCUCAAACGCCUCCUUCAUAACCAUGUCGACCAACACCAUUCCCAGCACCCGGGUGGCAAUGACAAGGCGUCUACUCGUAAACGCUCUCCUUCAUCUUCCCAGCCGUCACCAUCGUCUCGUAGCUCGCCCGUCCCAGAAAGCUAUUUACAACCGGAUGAACCGCCGCCUGCAUCGGGCAGCAAUACGCCUCUCCAUCAUCACCACCAUCAACAGCACCACCGCCCUAUUCACUCUCUACAAGAAGCCACUCGGGCCCACCUUUCGAAAAAGUACGGCAAAUGGGGUCGGGUUCUUGGCAGCGGCGCUGGCGGCACCGUACGGCUCAUCAAGGCGAGCACGAAGAAUGGGGGCACCAUCUUCGCUGUCAAGGAGUUUCGCCCUAAGCGAACGGGUGAGACUGAGAAGGAGUAUCAGAAAAAGGUCACGGCAGAAUUUUGCGUCGGUUCUACCUUGAAACAUAGGAAUAUCAUCGAGACCGUGGAUAUUGUCUCAGAUCACGGUCAUUACUAUGAGGUUAUGGAAUACGCCCCGUACGACCUCUUCUCCGUCGUCAUGUCCGGCAAAAUGUGCAGACCCGAGAUAUACUGUGUUUUCCGGCAAAUUUGUGAUGGCGUUGAGUACCUCCAUGAACUCGGACUUGCUCACCGCGAUCUCAAGCUAGACAACUGUGUCAUGACCACUCACAACGUCGUCAAGCUCAUCGAUUUCGGCACUGCCACUGUGUUCCAUUAUCCCGGCAAGUCACAUAUACCAGCGACGGGCGUGGUCGGGAGCGACCCCUACCUCGCUCCGGAGGUCUUGUCCAGCGACUCAUAUGAUCCCAGAAAGAGCGACGUGUGGAGCGUGGCUAUUAUCUUUCUGUGCAUGGUCCUUAGGAGGUUCCCCUGGAAAAUCCCGGAUCCAAAGCAGGACCCGAGCUUCAGAGCAUUCGUGAAUGCCCACCCAGAUCUCAGCGUAGCCCCUGCACCAACGCCUAAGCGGGGCUUAACGAUACCAGUCGCGCCAAUUCUUAAUGGAGAGCAUGCAUUACAGGGGUGUUCAGCGACGAUACACCCGCCGUUAAGCGGCAACGGCAACAGCAAUCCACGACUCCUUCUACCUCCUCCACAGGUCAACCUCAAUGGCACACAAACCAAUGGUAAUUCGGAAGUAGCGUCGAUAGGCAAACCAGAAACGGCAUCGAUAGCCGCGUCUGAUGAUGGUUCCGAGUCGGAAUCAAAUAUUCCACGAACAAGAGAGUCACGCUCGAAUUCUCACUCGUCUUCUUCAACCAACUCAGUCGGUGUGGCAUCUGAAGACAAGCUCAUGUUUACCACGUUUGAUGGACCGGUCAGCCAGAGUACGGCUACGCUACCCCUGAUGAGCCCUCACCGCACACUUCAAUCCCCGCAUCUUCCACAUACACGGUUACCUACAGCAGACAAUGACCAAGACAUGGAUCCCUCAGUUCGGGUGUUUGAUCGGCCAGGAUCGUCGACGGAAUCACUACCUGUCAGUCCGCGGUCGUAUGCUCAGGUGUUUCCGACGACAGGUGGAGUGAGUACUAGUGAAGAGAUGCUUGCCACGCCACGGCUCCGGCCCAUUGAGAGGGCGCGGGCGACGACGUUUGAUGGGACAGUGAGAAGAGCACCUGCCGUUCAGGUCGAAGUAAUGGGCGGCGUCAAGGAGGAGGAAACUGAAACUUCAGAAAAGAAGGAGAAACAGUCACCUACUGCCGAUACAGUCUCUAAUGCUGCCAUAAAGAAGCGUACUCGCACUGAUAGUGUCACGACGUUCCACGGUGGAGGUGCGGAAAGUAUCUUCCGACUGCUACCCCGUGAAACGAGGCCGGCACUCCGGCGGAUGCUUUUUGUCGAGCCUAGCGCACGAUGCACGUUAACUGACCUAUUGAAGGGGCGUGGAAAGGGGAGCCGACUUUUGUGUGGUUGUGAGCCUGUAUUUGGCGGUGAGGUUGACUGUGUGGAUCAUGACGGUGAAGAGGACGAAGGUGACGAAUGGUUAAAGAGCAUUCUGCCGUGCAGCGACAUGGAGAGGGGUGAGAAGGCAGAUCACAUUCAUGUCAAGGUUACGGUGGACGAGAAGCAAGGAAAGAGGAGGUUCUUCUAGCAGGAAUUCAGCGGUAUAUAUGUGCGAUCUACCUUUAGACACCUACGGGACUCAAAAACUACCGCCACAUUAUCAGAUUCUUUUCUUAUGCUUUCUUCGAUAGACCAUUGCUUGCUUGUGAUGUAAUUAUACAGUACAACUAAUCUAUAACAGGCACGGCGCAUGUAUGGCGGUGACGAG